CUACUAGUCUAGCACAUACCGAGGAGGAGUAUCGAAGCAUUUUUACUAGUUGUAAGUUGCAAAUGCAAAUGCCAAGCAGACAGUAGCAGCAACGUUGCAUUAGGAAGCCGAAGCUUUUUGUUUCUUUAAACAAGGGAAUACUCUGUUGAGGAUUCUACAUUGUCCAUAGUUUUGCUAGUUGGUAAUGAUGAAAUAAAUGAGUAUGCUUUAUUCUAGCUUAAAAGGACAUUGUUCAUCCAUAAUCAGCUUCUACAGAGCCAGAAGUGUAGAAUAGAUGAUAGGAUUUUAGUUUGAUAGGUUCAAUAGACGAAUAUUUAGGUGUUUGAAACAAGAAAUGGAAGGAAACUUAUCACAAGGAAGUAUGAUUCCUGGGGUUGCCCCAUUUGGAGGCCUCGACUUGCAAGGAUCAAUGAGAGUUCAUCAUCAAGCACAGCACCAGCAUGCCUUACACCAUCAACAGCAUCCUCUUCAUCGGCAAGGGUCCUCUGCACAUAGCUCAAUUCAGGAGGGUUUUCCACUUACAAUGGGAACUUUGCACAACUCUGAUCAAAACAUUUCCGUGUCUGAUUACAAUAAGGGAGAUAAGGGAAAAAAUUCUGCAAGCGACGAGGAUGAGCCAAGCUAUACUGAAGAUGGUGCUGAUGGUCACAAUGAUGCAAGUAGAGGGAAAAAGGGGUCACCAUGGCAGCGUGUUAAAUGGACUGAUAAAAUGGUGAGGCUUUUGAUAACUGCCGUAUCUUACAUUGGAGAGGAUGUGACUUCGGAUUGUGGUGGUGGCAUGAGAAGGAAAUUUGCUGUUUUACAGAAAAAAGGCAAGUGGAAAUCAGUUUCAAAAGUCAUGGCUGAAAGGGGUCACCAUGUUUCACCCCAGCAGUGUGAGGAUAAGUUCAAUGACCUUAACAAAAGGUAUAAAAAGCUCAACGACAUGCUUGGAAGGGGCACUUCUUGCCAGGUUGUGGAGAACCCAGCACUUUUGGAAUAUAUAGAUUUAUCCGAAAAAGAGAAAGAGGAUGUUAGGAAAAUAUUGAGCUCAAAGCAUCUUUUCUAUGAAGAGAUGUGUUCAUACCAUAAUGCAAACAGAUUGCAUCUGCCUCAUGAUCCAGCAUUACAGCGUUCCUUACAGUUGGCUCUAAGAAGUAAAGAUGAUCAUGAUAGUGAUGAUUUAAGAAGGCACCAACAUGAUGAUCUUGAUGAAGAUGAUCAAGAAGCAGAAACUGAUGAUCAUGAUGAAUUUGAGGAGAAUCACCCUUCACGGGGGGAUAGUAAGGGAUUUUAUGGGGCCUUGGGGGGUUCCAUGAAAAGGCUGAGACCAGGCCUGGGCCAUGAAGAUGCUUGUUUUGGGAAUUCAUCGCAGGACGGUAAUAAAGGUUCAUAUUCUCAUGUGCAGAUUCCCCAAGUUGAUAUGAAUCAAAUCUCACCUGAAAGUUCAAGAGCAGCUUGGUUACAGAAGCAAUGGAUGGAAUCUCGCUCACUUCAGUUAGAAGAGCAAAAGGUACAAAUUCAACUUGAGAUGUUAGAGCUAGAAAAACAGCGAUUCAAGUGGAAAAGAUUUAGCAGGAAAAGAGAUCACGAAUUAGAAAAGUUGAGGAUGGAAAAUGAGAGGAUGAAGCUAGAGAAUGAACGAAUGGCAUUGGAGUUGAAGCGCAAAGAAAUGGGUCUUGAUUUUAAUUAAUUUUCUGGUCCUGCUUGAUAUUGUUCAUCACAACAGCUAGAGUUGCAUGUAGCUCUGCUUUCUGUUUUGGUAAGCUGCUGUUGCCUAUAACUGCAAUUCACUCAGGAGAACUUUUGUUGGAAAUGCUAUUCUACCUGCAUAUAGUCUGUAAACUUGGCAUAUUGCCAAUAUCUUUAGCUAAUUACAUUGUUUCUGCUUUAGUGAAAUGGUAUUGCCUAUGGUUGAAGAUAUUGCGACAAGAAUCUUUUUUCAUUUAUCAUGUAUUUGUCCUUUUUUUUCCUUCUUUCCUCUUUUUUAUACUGUGUAUUUGAAUUUAUAAUUGAAAUAUUUAGUAGCAACUUGAAAGUUUAACUACA
Messenger RNA from Jatropha curcas, 2028 nucleotides. RefSeq lists its product as uncharacterized. NCBI's taxonomy places the organism in Eukaryota, Viridiplantae, Streptophyta, Magnoliopsida, Malpighiales, Euphorbiaceae. The record is from RefSeq and is a predicted model, not a curated record.